Messenger RNA from Malaclemys terrapin pileata, 6379 nucleotides. RefSeq names its product ER degradation enhancing alpha-mannosidase like protein 3 (gene EDEM3). The transcript is spliced from 20 exons. Gene Ontology annotation, molecular function: mannosyl-oligosaccharide 1,2-alpha-mannosidase activity; calcium ion binding. Bases 150 to 2948 code for a protein of 932 amino acids. Gene Ontology annotation, biological process: mannose trimming involved in glycoprotein ERAD pathway; endoplasmic reticulum mannose trimming; carbohydrate metabolic process. Gene Ontology annotation, cellular component: endoplasmic reticulum; membrane. The record is from RefSeq and is a predicted model, not a curated record. NCBI's taxonomy places the organism in Eukaryota, Metazoa, Chordata, Testudines, Emydidae.
UACGCCAUAGGAAAGCGAAGGGCCAGUCCUUUCCGUUUUCACGUCGGCGGCGCUGAGAGCGGCACCAGCAGCCACCGCCGCCAGGGAGAGGGGCGGGCUGCGAGCAUGGGGCUGAGCCGGGCCUAGCGGGGCGGCGGGCAGCUGCUGCCAUGAGCGGAGCUGCUAGUGGUGAGGGGGGGAGCGGGGACCCCGCAGCCCGCUGGGGGAGAUGGAAGCUGCUGGCCCUGGGCCUUCUCUCCGCCUCCUCGGUGCUGGCAGCCGCCCCGGGCGCCGGAGCCAUGAGCAGGGAGGAAAAGCGGCGGCUCGGGAAUCAAGUGUUAGAAAUGUUUGAUCAUGCUUAUAGCAAUUACAUGGAACAUGCCUACCCAGCUGAUGAACUCAUGCCUUUAACUUGCCGUGGACGGGUUCGGGGUCAGGAACCAAGUCGUGGGGAUGUAGACGAUGCCUUGGGAAAGUUUUCACUGACACUGAUUGAUACCUUGGACACUCUUGUGGUGUUAAAUAAAACCAAAGAGUUUGAAGAUGCUGUAAAAAAUGUGAUAAAAGAUGUUAAUUUAGAUAAUGACAUAGUUGUAUCAGUGUUUGAAACUAACAUAAGAGUCCUUGGAGGUCUUUUAGGUGGGCACUCUGUGGCAAUUAUGCUGAAAGAAAAAGGUGAAUACAUGCAGUGGUACAGUGGUGAACUUCUCCACAUGGCAAAACAACUGGGCUACAAACUUUUACCUGCUUUCAACACUACUAGUGGUCUCCCUUAUCCAAGAGUUAAUUUAAAAUUUGGUUUAAGAAGUCCAGAAGCUCGAACAGGAACAGAGACUGAUACCUGUACAGCUUGUGCAGGUACCUUGAUACUUGAGUUUGCUGCUUUAAGCCGAUUCACAGGAACAUCAAUAUUUGAGGAAUACGCACGGAAGGCACUUGAUUUUCUUUGGGAAAAAAGACAACGCAACAGUAAUUUAGUGGGAGUUACCAUUAAUAUACAUACUGGAGACUGGGUCCGCAAAGAUAGUGGAGUUGGAGCAGGAAUAGACUCGUAUUAUGAAUAUUUAUUAAAAGCCUAUGUCUUGCUUGGAGAUGACCGUUUCCUGGAAAGAUUUAAUACACACUAUGAUGCCAUAAUGAGGUACAUUAGUCAACCACCUCUUCUGCUUGAUGUUCAUAUUCACAAACCAAUGCUAAAUGCUCGGACCUGGAUGGAUUCUUUGCUUGCGUUCUUCCCAGGCUUGCAGGUAUUGAAAGGUGACAUUAGACCUGCUAUUGAAACUCAUGAGAUGUUAUAUCAGGUGAUAAAAAAGCAUAACUUUCUUCCUGAGGCUUUCACAACAGACUUCAGGGUUCAUUGGGCUCAGCACCCUUUAAGACCAGAAUUUGCAGAAAGCACCUAUUUCUUGUAUAAGGCUACUGGGGACCCUUACUACCUAGAAGUAGGAAAAACACUCAUUGAAAAUUUAAACAAAUAUGCUAGAGUACCUUGUGGAUUUGCUGCAAUGAAGGAUGUUCGUACUGGAAGUCAUGAGGACAGAAUGGAUUCUUUCUUCCUGGCUGAGAUGUUUAAAUACCUUUACCUGCUCUUUGCUGAUAAGGAAGACAUGGUUUUUGAUAUAGAAGAUUAUAUCUUCACUACAGAGGCUCAUCUACUGCCUCUUUGGCUCUCUACUACAAACCAAACAAUGUCUAAGAAAAAUACAACAACAGAAUACAUGGAGCUGGAUGACAGUAACUUUGAGUGGACAUGUCCGAACACCCAGAUUCUCUUCCCAAAUGAUCCUAUGUAUGCUCAGAGUAUCCGUGAACCUUUGAAAAAUGUGGUGGAUAAGAGCUGUCCUAGGGGCGUUGCCAGAGUAGAAGAGAGUUUUGGGAGUGGACCAAAACCACCACUGAGAGCCAGGGAUUUCAUGGCCAGUAAUCCUGAGCAUUUGGAGAUACUGAAGAAGAUGGGAGUCAGUUUGAUUCACCUCAAAGAUGGAAGAGUACAAUUAGUGCAGCAUGCAAUUCAAGCAGCAAGUUCACUUGAUGCUGAAGAUGGUUUGCGAUUCAUGCAGGAAAUGAUUGAACUGUCCAGUCAGCAACAAAAAGAGCAGCAACUACCCCCACGUGCUGUUCAAAUUGUUUCCCACCCAUUCUUUGGCAGGGUAGUAUUGACAGCUGGGCCAGCACAAUUUGGAAUGGACCUAUCCAAACACAACGUAGGGACAAGAGGAUUUGUUGCAACCAGUAAACCUUACAAUGGAUGCUCGGAGAUCACUAAUCCUGAAGCAGUGAAGGAGAAAAUUGCUUUGAUGCAGAGAGGCCAGUGCAUGUUUGCUGAAAAGGCACGAAACAUCCAAAAAGCUGGAGCAAUAGGGGGCAUUGUUAUUGAUGACAAUGAGGGAAGCAGCAGCGACACUGCUCCUCUAUUCCAAAUGGCUGGUGAUGGAAAGAAUACAGAUGAUAUCAAAAUCCCCAUGCUCUUCCUGUUCAACAAAGAAGGAAAUAUUAUACUUGAUGCAAUCAGAGAAUAUGAAUCUGUAGAAGUGCUUCUCUCUGAUAAAGCAAAAGACAGAGAUCUGGAAAUGGAAAACCUGGACCAGAGGUCCUUUGAAAAUGAUUCACAUAAGCAGAGACCAGAAGAGACUUCAGCAUCUCAGGACCUCAGCUUGGCCAGUCAAGAGCCUGAGGGAGAAGGAAGUUCUGAUGUUACUCAUCUUGAUUCAUUAUCCCCUGUUGAUGCAGACAGUGAUAGCAUUUCCAUUUCAAACCAGGAGUCCUGUAUCACAGAAAUCCAUGAGGCUAAUGUUCAAGAGACAGAAAGUACAGAAUUAGAUAACCAGCCUCAGGAACAAUCUCAGACUGAGACAGAUUCCAGCUCCAAUGUUAAUUGGGAUAAUAAAGUCCAGCCUAUGGAAUCCAUAUUAGCAGAUUGGAAUGAAGAUAUAGAAGCAUUUGAAAUGAUGGAAAAGGAUGAACUAUGACUUCUAAUAACUUAUUUGUGGAUAAACAAAAUGGUGAAUUUGUUGGGUAAAAGUAAGGCCCUAAUAUCUAAGAAUUAGAAAUUGUUCAGUAUUGUGAUGAGCAACCAGGUUUCGCCUGGAUAAUAUAAUAGAAACCCAGCACAUGUUAUAAUUUAUAUAGUUUUAAUUUUUCCUGUUUUGAAAUGGGAAUGUGCAAUUGAACUGUUUGUAUGGCUCUGUUGCAUGGUGCUGUAAUACAGGAGGUUUCAUUCAGGGAAUUAAUCAGAUUUCUGCAUUCCAGGCAUCCGGAGAGCAGAUUGCCUUGGCCUCUGGAAAGGUAGAAGUUGAAUAUAAUGGGAUUAAUGCACCACUUGUUGGCUGGUUAUGGCACUUGAAGGCAAUAGUCAGAGGCUAUUCUAAUUGAAGGUGCAGUUUCACUGAUAAAGGCCUUUAUGGAGAGAAAUAGGUGAAAUUGUGAGACAUUUCCAGCUGUAAUGUCUUUAAGACACAGCUAGAAACAGCUCAAUUUGUCCUGACAUUUAUAUCCUAAUAAGAUAGCAGUGUUGCUUAUCACUCCUUCCAUCUGUUGUUUUGAAGAAUGACCAAGAUGACUUGGAUUUUUCCUCUUCUGCUCUUAUUUCAACUAGAGAGGCUGCAUAAACCAAAGGUAACAUGUUCUACUAGGAAGCUCUUUUAGGAAAAUUAAGAAAGCUUUGCUAAUUAGAGGACUAGUACAUAAAGGUUCACAGUGAUUAUGAAGAUUGUUACUUGAAUUAAGGUAAAUUGGGCAAAACACAUUUUAAUACAAUUUUUCCUUUUUGGCCUUCCAUGCUUAAAGUUAUCAAGCUUAAAACUACCUUAAGACACACAAUUUAGCAUUAUUAUUGUUCUCUGAUAAUAGAUGAGAAUUUCAAUGACAAUUUCUGUUUUCUCUACAAGAAAUAUCUGUCAACACUUGGGCAAGAAGGCUAGUAUCAAUAGUGAAGCACAACUGUUUACCUUUAGCUGUUGGGUCCAUAAUGCAAAAUUUAGUGGUGUGAAGUCAAAGAAUAAUUGAUAUGAUACUUCUGUUUUUUGUUGUUGUUGUUUUUUAAAUACAAGUAAGCAUGGUUCCUAAUUGAUCAUGUUUUCGGACGCAUCCGCCAAUUAAACCACAAAUCUGAUUAAGAAAACAAGAAGCAGUUAGCUUAACUGUGUCCAAAUUAAAACUGCCAAAAUUCUAGUUUAAGUUGAUCUAUAGACACGGGUUUUAGUUAAUUAUGGCUCAAUUCAGUAUUUAAUCUGUUUUUUCCUUUUCAGAGAGAGACUUAACACUGCCUAUAUCAUGCACCAGACUAAAACUGAAAGUUUUUAUAUUUAUAUAUAAUCUUUAUACUGGCAGACAGAUGUAUCCCUGUCUGAAGUGCACCUUUCAUUUUACUGGUGAGAUUAAAAUGUGCCGAAUAUGCAAAUGUCAAUCAGUUCAGCCAUACUGUAUUGUACUUAUGUAUAUUCAUAUAUGGUUUCAAGUCCCAGACAAAUGUUGUAUACAUGUCAUCUAACAGUGACACUUGCUCUCAAGAGUAUCAAAAUGCACAAGUACCUUUGAGAGCAUGUUUAGUCAAUCAUAAUACUAUACAGAAAUUGAAUGACAAUUUAACUGAAUAGAGGUGUAGUUAACUUUGAGAUAGUGAAGCAGUAGGGAACUAGUGAAUAAGUGUCCUUUUAAAACUUAGUUUUAAUUUCUUUGCACAAAUAACUAUGGAGGUUUGGGCUUAAUGUGUUGGUACAGUGCUGAAGCUUAAUACUUUGUCAUUUUAGACUGAGGGAUUGAUUUUAAAGGAUGGGAUUAUGCCUCAAAAUCUUUGAAGUGUCCUUUGUAACUUGGGUGCCCAGCUCAUGCAAUUGAGGCAUGCCUGGUAUGGCCACAGAAUCCAUUGACUUCAGUGCGUGUUUUUCUGGGUAAAAAGUGAUGUGGCUGCAAGUGGCCAAUAGCCCCAUAGGGUGGUGUAGUUCAGAAAUCCUAACUCUAAAAAGGAGUUAAAUAUUUCCAAACGUCAGAAUGUAGUGCCACUAAUAAAAGCUGCACAGGUUCUGUGUUUAUAUUCUCUAGUCGCUCCAUUUAGGUAUUUUUAAGGAUUGUAGGUAAAGUGGUUCUCUGGUCAUUACAUUAGCAAAAGGUUUGUCAAAUUAAAUUUUAAUAUGACAGCUCAAGUUUUCAGUUCCUUCCUGCAGAAAGUGAUUUAGUUUUUAACUCUAAAAUUUGUCUUUAGAAACAUUAUUAGACGUUGAUGCUCUAAUUCUCCCUGUCACCACAAGGUAAUCUUUUAUGACUGACUAACCUUACAUUAAGUGUAAACACCGGCACGACAGUUCUGACACAGGCACAUUCCAUCCUUUGAAGUGAGGGAUUGUUAAGAGAAUCCCUUGAUAUCAUUUUUGAAGCAUCUCGAGAGUGGUGGUCUACCUCAGAUAAAUGUUGUCCCCUUUUUUGAGAUAGUCACUUAAAAAGGUGAAGUUAAAUUAUGACCGCCAUAGAUCCAUGGUUUACAGAACUGAAUCAGGUAAAGUUGACCUUUUGGGAAAGAAAAGGAUAAAUUAGGGGACAAUUUUAUUCAGGUUUUUUCACUGUGUCUUUCCUAAUAAAGAUGGAAAUAGACUUUUAGUUUUAACCUCUUCGUAUCACUCUAAAAAUACAAUAAAAUUUUCUGUAACAUGUUAAUGCCAUUUUAAAAAGCAAAAGGAAUAUGUGAUUGAACAGAAGAUAAUUUUGGAGAGGGGAGUAGGGCGUACUUUGCAAAUUUUUAAAAACUUUAAUUGUGUUUAGAGAAUAUUGUUCUUGCAUCACUGUAAGUCAAUAUCGUGUAUGAUUGUGCUAUUUGGUUAACUAGAACACUGAAGAGUUUAGGAUUCUGAUUUAGAACUAGUACAUCUUAUUCCCUCAUGUAAUUCAAAGAACCAAUUUAAUAUCUCCUUUGAUGUUAAAGAGAUAUUCUCUAUUUACACUUAUUGUUUCAUAAUGAAGUUUUAAAAUAAGAUGAGCAUUGUUUCUCCUCCUCCUCCCACCAUGGUUUUAGCUGAAGGCUUAUCUUUAGUCAGUGAAACAGUGUGUGUCGAGAUAGUAAAUGUUAACAGGACACCUUAUGCAAAGGCUUCAGUCAGAACAUAGAAAAAACAUUCUGUGAAUGAAAUAUUGUAUGUUCAGAUUUUAUAGGAUUUUUUACCAGCCCGAUUUACAUCCGUAUAUUUUCUUAUGAUGUAACUUAUGAAAUAUCUAAUAACAGGUGCUGUAAUACUACUGUUGGGUUUUACUGUCUGGUGAUAAGCGUAUACAAUAUUUCUAAGAGCAACUGUGUACUGUGAUGUAAAAGUCUGGGCUAAAAUGUAUAUAAUCCUUGUAUAUAAUUGUGUACUGGAUUAUAAUUGCUGAUUGUAAAGAUUUAAUAAAAUAUGUAAAUAUUCUGGUCAAACUA